Messenger RNA from Vombatus ursinus (common wombat), 1767 nucleotides. It is a transcript of the gene PLK5, whose product is annotated as polo like kinase 5. The transcript has 15 exons. Bases 1 to 1767 code for a protein of 588 amino acids. Gene Ontology annotation, cellular component: spindle pole; centrosome; cytoplasm. Gene Ontology annotation, molecular function: protein binding; protein serine/threonine kinase activity; ATP binding. NCBI's taxonomy places the organism in Eukaryota, Metazoa, Chordata, Mammalia, Diprotodontia, Vombatidae. The record is from RefSeq and is a predicted model, not a curated record. Gene Ontology annotation, biological process: mitotic cell cycle; regulation of cytokinesis; protein phosphorylation.
AUGGAGCUGAGAGUCCUCAGGAGGUGGGGGGCCCAGGAGCCUGUAGCCUCCUUCCUCCGGGACCCGAACACAGGGCGCAUCUACAGGCGGGGGCGACUGCUGGGCACGGGUGCCUUUGGUAGAUGCUACAAACUGACGGACAUGUCGACCAACAGAGUCUUCGCCCUCAAGGUGGUGCCCCGGGGAAGACUCAGUGGGCUGGACCAGUGGGAGAAGAGGGGGCUGCCUUCUCGCCGGCAGGUGGAACGGGAGAUUGAGCUCCAUAGCCAGCUGAGGCACCGGAAUGUGGUUGGCUUCCAUGGGCACUUUGCUGACCAGGACAAUGUCUAUUUGGUGUUAGAGUACUGCAGCCGCAAGGCUGAAAGUCAGAAGAACCUGGGUAACUUCUUCAUUACCAAGAACAUGGAGGUGAAGGUUGGCGACUUGGGACUGGCCACAAAAGUGGGGCCUGGGGGGCACUGCCAUGGGGGGCUCUGUGGGACUCCCAACUACCUGGCCCCAGAGGUUGUCUCCCGAAAGGGCCACUCCUUCCGGUCGGACAUCUGGGCUCUUGGCUGCAUCAUGUACACAGCACUGACGGGCUUCCCCCCCUUCAAGGCCAGCCCACUGCCUGAAAUGUAUCAGAACAUCCGCGACGCCCACUAUCCUGUGCCCACGCACCUCUCACCCAACGCCCGAAGGCUCAUCGCCCACUUGCUGGCCCCCAACCCCGCUGACCGGCCCAGCCUCGACCAGGUCCUGGAAGACGACUUCUUCACCCAGGGCUUCACCCCAGACCAAUUGCCUUCACAGUCCUGCCACACAGCACCCAUCUUCACCAUCCCCCAACCCUUGGACAAACUCUUUCAGAAGGCCACCCAACUGUUCUUGGCCAUGGCCCAGCACCGGGCCCCACGAUCAUUUGUCCCAAAGAUGCCAACAGCCCCAGCCCCAGAGGACCCCCUGAAAACUCCCAGGGAGGCAGCCAAUGAGGGCCUUUCUCAUCCUCCCCACAAGGCUGAAGCUCCUGAGGGAGAAACUCAUCCCCAAGUACCCUACCUGGAGACUCCCAUCCACCUACUCCUACGGAGAAGCCUCAGGCGUCACUCGCCGGGCACAGAAGAGUCCCCAGGAAUCCCAGGCAAUGGGGCUGAGAUGGCUACCAGGCUCCUGCAGAACUGCCUGGACUUUAUGCCAGCAGGGAAGCAGGACCCACCCGGGCAGCAGCAGCCAGUACUCUGGGCCACCAAGUGGGUGGAUUAUUCUAACAAGUACGGCUUUGGCUACGAGCUCUCCGAUGGCAGCACUGGGGUCCUUCUCCGGGAUGGCACCCACAUCGCUCUCCAGCCGGCCCUGGGGUGCAUAAGCUACUCUCCAGUACAGGGUGAGGUGGUGACCUUUACUUGGAGGGAUAUUCCUGACUCCCUGGCCACCAAAGUGGCGGUGCUCCAGCUCUUCACCCGCUACAUGCAGCGGUGGCUGUUAGAGGGUGGGAAUCUUCCUACACAGCCCAGUCUGAACCCUGGCCCUGGCUUCUCCCUGCUCCACUUCCUCAAGUCUGACCAGGCCCUGCUCCUGCUCUUCAGCGAUCAGACAAUGCAGGUCAACUUCUACCAUGACCACACCAAACUGCUCCUGAAUUGGGCCGGAGAAGAACCCCUGCUCACCUACAUUGACCAGGAGCGGCGGGCCACGUCACAUCCAUUGGGCGCCCUGCAGUGCUGCGGCUGCAGUGAGGCCCUGCGUCAGCGCCUCUGCUACACCCUCCACCUGCUCCGGACCUUCUAG